Funneliformis geosporum is the source of this 2145-nucleotide messenger RNA. Lineage: Eukaryota; Fungi; Glomeromycota; Glomeromycetes; Glomerales; Glomeraceae. The record is from the annotation of a GenBank genome assembly.
AUGUCCGAUUUUGUUCUUGCUCUCGAUUUGGUUGCCGAAGCGACGAAUGAAAAGUCAUUCGGUAUUGAAAUGGCGGUUUUCCGUCAAAAUGAUCCAAUCCUAUCCGGAGAAAUGAGCCGAACUUCAAUGAGAUACCGCACCCAGUUCAGUAGUCCAAAAAACUCUAUUUUAACGGUACUUAUGACUUCGCACGGCACCGCCCACGUGGGCUGGAAUACCACGAAAUUUCAACAGCCUAUAUUAAUAAUAAUCAAACAUAAAAAAAAAAAAAUGCGAGAACAUACUUCACUUUCCUCUCCAUUAAACAUUUUACGUCCGACCAUAGCCGACGUAGUAACGGACGCACAACUUUUAAAGGCGGCUGAGAUAUUACGAGAAAAAUCUUUUGCAUCAGCAUAUUCUUUAGCAAGUGUGCUGAAUGUUAUAAAAUACGUUUUAGGUAAACCCUAUUUUCCUGAAAGCGUGUUUGGUAAUAAAAAAUCAUUAGCAUUUGACUUUGGAGGACAAGCUUGUGUUGUUGAAUUCGCGUCUUGUGACAACAAUAAACGUCCCUUUCCAAGCCCUUCUUCUUUAGACACUAGAAAUAAUUCCUCCCCUUCCCAACUUUUACAGCCUACAAUUGCUGACAUCCUUUCCGAUUCUCAAACUCUUAGACUUAUAGAAGUGUUAAAACAAAAAAGUAAAGAAUCACCUUUGAAAUUAGCUAGUUUAUUAUGUAUAAUAAAAGCUGUGCUUGACGAUGUGGGUUUAAAAGGUCUUUUAUUCUCUAAUAAGAUUACAUUUACACACUUUGUUUCUAAUAAUAGCAAUAACACUCGAGAAUAUAUAGUUGAAUUUGAAGAUCAACUGAGAUAUGAUAAUUUAUUUCCCUUAACUCAUAAUAAUGAAUUUUUGUUAAAUGGAUCUAAUAUGAUGAAUAAUACUUCUGAUAUCAAAGUUUGGAGACAUGUACAGACUGUCACCAAAAGAAAACGCAACAGUGACAGUCAUUCCGAUGAGGAUCAUUGUGCACCACCAAGUACAUCAUCGAAAAGACGUUCGACGGAUAAACACAAAGCUCCUCCAUUGAGUUGUGAAGCUGUUAAACGUCUUUUCACCGGAAUUUCAAAAACCACACUUCUUCAAAGACUUGAAGAGUCAAAAUUGUUAAUAUCGUCCAUUAAAGAAAGUUAUUCUGGUAUUCGUCCACCAAAUACCUCAUUGAAUUUAUCGUCGUCUUCUCGGUUGAAUCUUUUAUGUCAUCUUCUUCAAUCACCACCUACAUCCCGUAUCGAUGGCAUUUCUUCAAAAGUUUUCUCCAAUUUAGAAUUGUACAAGUUAUUUACUACAUACAAUGCUUACAAAGAAGAAGUUGCCCAAAAUAUUCAUUCAGAUCAAAUGAAUUCUCCUAGCAAAAGAAAUCAUUCGACCUCACCAACUUCAACCGAACCAUCUCCAAUUACUUUCCCAACUUAUUCUUCCUUUAUAGAUCCUACCGUUACACUUCACAUCAAAGAACAAACGGGCGGUAAAGAAGUUGGGAAACAUAGAUUGAACUGUGCUUGGCGUCUAAGUAUAUUAUGCGAAUUGUUAGGUAAAGGCGUUUUAUUAAUGACUAAAGAAUUGAGCGGAGCCAAAUUGGAAAGAAUUCUAGUUGAAGAGUUCUCGAAACUGGUUGAUUUCUUGAAAAAUCCUGAUAAUCAAGACUGGGUUGCUAGCGUAAGAGAGAAGAUGGAAUUGUCUGGAUUUGAAGAAGUUUAUGAACCUUUAGAUGAAGCUGAUAUUGGGGGUGGCGUUGUAGUCACACCUAUUGGAGGAAGUCUUAUUGGGAAUGAUCUUAUGAAACAAGGUGUUGAAAUAGGUAAUGGAAGCCAUCAUCAUAAUGGAAGUGGACAUGGAGAAAUUCCAAUUUUUGCAAUUGAUCAAAAUAUGCCACAUCAAAUUUCAUCACAGCAACAACAAGAUAAAAGGAUCACAACAAAUGCAGAAGAUACUGUGAUGAAUCAUCUUCAUAGUAAUCCUUUUGGGCAAAGAUAUUCGGAAAGCGUUAGCGUUACUGGUGAUCCAACUUCAAAAGAGGAUUCAAUGACCGUUUCUAUUCAAUCACCGUCGCAAAACUCACGACCUUUAGCUUAUCUUAAACGUAACGAUCAUCCAAAGUAUUGA